Messenger RNA from Lynx canadensis (Canada lynx), 1452 nucleotides. RefSeq names its product ADP-ribosyltransferase 3 (inactive) (gene ART3). NCBI's taxonomy places the organism in Eukaryota, Metazoa, Chordata, Mammalia, Carnivora, Felidae. The record is from RefSeq and is a predicted model, not a curated record. Gene Ontology annotation, molecular function: NAD+ poly-ADP-ribosyltransferase activity; NAD+-protein-arginine ADP-ribosyltransferase activity.
AAGAGAAAAAUGAAGACAGGACAUUUUGAUAUGGUCACCAUGCUGCUGGCAGCGGUGAUUCUAAUGGACAUUUUCCAGGUGAAGGCUGAAAUGUUAGACAUGGCAGAAAAUGCAUUUGAUGAUGAAUACCUGAAAUGCACUGACAGAAUGGAAGUCAAAUAUGUUCCCCAGCUGCUCAAGGAGGAAAAAGCAAGCCAUGCACUCUUGAAGGCUGUGUGGGAAAAUGCAGAAGUGAAGUGGGAAGCCAGGAAGACGCAGAUCUUUCUCCCUAUGAGUUUUAAAGAUAACCAUGGAAUAGCACUGAUGGCGUAUGUUUCGGAAGCUCGAGAGCAGACUGCUUUUUACCGUAUGUUCAAUGAAGCUGUGAGGAUGGCUGGUCUCUCUCGAAAAGAAUAUGUCUAUGACUUCCAGUUCAAAGCUUUUCAUUUUUACCUGACAAAAGCCCUGCAGUUGCUGAGAAGACCUUGUGAGGAAAGUUACAAAAAUGUGGUGUAUAGUAUAAGCCGGGACACCUCAUUUAAAUUUGGAGGGCUCAACCAAGCCAGAUUGGGCCAUUUCACUCUGGCAUAUUCAGCCAAGCCUCAAGCUCCUGAUGACCAACACAUUCUGUUAACCAUCCACGCGUGCUUUGGAGUUGCCAUUGAAAAUUUUUUUGAUAAAGAAAGUGAAAGAAUUAUUUUAAUACCUCUGAAUGAGAUUUUUAACGUGUCACAGGAUGGGACCAGCAAUAACCUUAUCCUUCAAAGCACAAACAAGACCUGCAGCCAUUACGAGUGUGCAUUUCUAGGUGGACUAAAAGCUGAAAAUUGUAUUGAGAACAUGGAAUAUUCUCAACCCAUCUAUAUCUACAACCCUGGUGAGAAAAAUCAGAAUCUUGAAGACUCUGGAACGAAAAGCCAGGAGACCACUGUCUUACCUGGUAUGAUGAGCCAUGAACCCACGCAAAUACCUGGAAUGAAAAUUCCAGAAACUUUUUCACUACCUGGAAUAAAAGUGGUGCAACUGGAUGAAAAACCUGAAGACCAAAGUCAGGAAGAUAUCGGCAAUCCUACUCCAGGUCCGGUUCCAGUUCCAGUUCCAGGUCCCAAAACCCAUCCCUCUGCAUCCUCUGGCAAAAUGCUCCUUCCACCAUUGGCAACGUUCAUCAUUUUAAUCAUUGCUUCUGCUGUAAAUCUCUUUGUUGCUCUGUAGUCUGUUACAUUCUUUAUUACUUAAAAUAUCUGAGGGAUCCCACAGGAAACCAUCAAAAGGAAUGAUGUAUUUUUCACUUUUGGUCAAAGUCACUUGAUAACAUGAGGACUGCACAUUGUUAUUACUUUGCAAAUUCAGAGUUGGUCCAGAUAUGUCAUAGAAUUCAUUUUUCAUUUAUUCUAUAUAAUUUAUGAUUGCAAAAACUCACCUGUAUACUUCUGAUUUGAAUUCAAUAAAAGAAUUUAAGAUUGUUGGAUAUAA